CAGGGAGUUUUGGAGAGAAGCUGGACUGUUUUUUCCUCUCGUGAUUUACCGAAAAGUUUACAGCCAUCAUGAAUGAUUUCAAACUUUUUUCUUCACUCCGCGUCAAUCGGAUUACGUUAUGCACGCCAUGGUAGCGUCGCUUUAACGUGAAUAUGGAUUUGAUAAGGCGAAAAAGUUGAAACUUUUUCCCCUUCUACGGAUCGCGCACAAUGGAGUGGAGACGCUCGUGGCCCGUGUUCUGCCUCGCGCUCUCCCUCACCAUGCGCCUCACGAGCGCGUCCGGUGAGCUCCGUUAUUCGGUACCGGAGGAGCAGAAACCGGGGUCCGUCGUCGGGAAUAUCGCGAGGGAUUUGGGUCUCAGCGCUCAGAGGAUUACAGAGAGAAACCUACAUGUCAUGUCGGAAGCUAACGCGCAAUAUUUCGAGGUGAAUCCAUCUAACGGUGCCUUAGUAAUUAGAGAGACUGUUGAUAGGGAGCGCAUAUGCGCGUUAAGUUCGACAUGUUCGUUGCUCCUGCAAAUCCUCCUUCAAAACCCGCUGGAAAUACGCCGAGUUCUUGUUGAAGUUGAGGAUGUGAACGACAACGCGCCGCAGUUUCCAAACGCGAAUUCGUCACUGGAGAUAUCCGAGGCAGCCGCUCCCGGAACGCGGUUCCGCCUGGAGAGCGCGCACGAUCCCGAUGUGGGAAUUAAUUCUCUGCGCACGUACAGCCUCUCCACGAGCGACUAUUUUGUUUUGAACGUUGAAACAAAAAGCGACGGCAGUAAAUUUCCAGAGCUCGUUUUGGAAAAGCCUUUGGACCGUGAGGCGCAGGCCGCGUUCCGUCUUUUGCUCACUGCCGUGGACGGGGGACAACCGGAGAAAUCCGGGACCACACUUCUGCUUAUUAAAAUUCUGGACGUGAAUGACAAUGCGCCAGUGUUUGACGAGCCGGUGAAAAGGGUUAGUCUUUUGGAAAACUCUCUUCCAGGAACGCUUGUGACGCAACUGAACGCCACUGACGUAGACUCUGGGAUAAAUGGUAAAAUAUCAUACUUAUUCAGUAAAUAUACUCCGGAAAGAAUACUUAAAAUGUUCAGUGUGGAUUCUAAAACGGGGGAAAUCCGUGUUGUGGGGGGUGUGGAUUAUGAGGAAGCGAAUGUGUAUGACAUCACAGUUCAAGCCAGGGAUGGUGGCUCUCCUGCCAUGGAGGGUUCAUGCAACAUCAAAGUGGAAAUAAUCGACGUGAAUGAUAACACUCCGGAGGUGACAUUAACCUCCCUCACCAGUCCUAUCCAAGAGGACGCUGAAAUUGGCACUGUUAUCGCUUUAAUCAGUGCGAAAGACUUGGAUUCGGGGGACAAUGGUAAAGUGACACUUCAGGUAUCUCAAGGUCUUCCAUUUAAACUAAAAUCCGCCUUUGGGGAGCACUACACACUUGUAACUGAAGGACACCUAGACAGAGAAACGGUGGAGGAAUACAUCGUUGUUGUCACCGCAACUGACUCCGGCUCGCCUCCUCUAUCCUCUCAGAAAACUUUUACGGUCCGUCUCUCUGACGUCAAUGACAAUGCUCCAAUGUUCUCGCAGUCUUCGUACUCUGUGGAUGUAGCUGAGAAUAAUGCGCCUGGAACGCCAAUAGUGACCGUUGCGGCAUCAGACCCAGAUGUUGGUGAUAAUGCACGUCUUUCGUACUCCAUUUUACCCACCACCAUCCACGGCAGCCCUGUAUCCUCAUACGUCUACAUUAACCCCGAGAACGGGAAUGUAUUCACCAUGCGCGCUCUGGAUUACGAGCAAAUGAACGCGUUCAAGAUCGAGUUGCAGGUACGCGAUGCUGGAAUGCCGCAGCAAACAUCUAACAUCACCGUGCACGUUUUCGUGAUCGACCAAAACGACAACCCACCUGUCAUCCUUUAUCCCACCCACUCCGAGGACUCCGGUCUUCAGCUGACCGUACCACAAUCUGCACCCGUUGGGCAUCGCGUGAAUAAAAUUGUCGCCGUCGACCCUGACAGCGGCCACAAUGCCUGGCUGUUUUAUACCAUUGCGCCAGGGGACGACUCCUCGCUUUUUCACAUCGACAUCCAUACGGGCGAACUGCGCAUUGCUCAGAAGCUCAUGGACGAUGAAUCGGGUGGCAAAACUAGCCCGGCCUACAAUUUCAUUGUGGUGGUACGGGACAAUGGCGAGCCGGCUAUGUCCACCAGCAUUGCGGUUACAGUUACCAUAGAAGAGACAAGCGCAGACAAAUCCACAGACUUCCGAACGACAACAUUUUCGCGCAAGGGGACAGGAAUGACAGAUGUUACCCUGUACCUCAUCAUCUCCUUGGGAUGCGUAACCCUGGUGUCUCUGCUGACCAUGGUGGUGCUUUUGGUACGGUGCAUCAGGCAGAAAGGUGGUUCGGGGUGCUGCUACUCUAGAACAGGCUUCCGUUCCAGGCACACCUACCAGCAUAGAACCCAUAAAGAUCUUCAUCUCAAACUAAACACUGAUGGACCCAUUAGAUAUAUGGAGGUGGUAGGAGGCCCUCAGGAACCCAACACACGGACCUACAGGCCUUGCUAUUCCACUCUUUCCAGCAGGAGUGACUUUGUGUUUGUCAAAACUCCCAUGUUGAGUCAUAACAACACACUAAACAUGACUUUGACUAGGAAGCACUUAAUGAACUCAGCCAAUGAGCAGAAACCGCCCAGUGCAGACUGGCGUUUCACCCAGAAUCAGAGGCCUGGACCCAGCGGGGCUGCUGCCACUCCUGAAGUUGCCGUGGGAACAGGUCCCUGGCCCAACCCCCCAACUGAGGCCGAGCAACUCCAGGCGCUGAUGGCCGCUGCUAAUGAGGUAAGUGAGGCGACAAACACUCUGGGACCGGGCACCAUGGGUCUGAGCACCCGCUACAGCCCACAAUUCACCCUGCAACAUGUCCCUGAUUACCGGCAGAACGUCUACAUCCCUGGCAGCACCGCAACCCUGACCUCCAACCCGCAGCAGCCCCAGCAGGCCCUGCCACCGCCCCAGGCCACCGCCGCCCAAGCUGAGCCACCCAAAGCCGCCCAAACCCCCGCCAGCAAGAAGAAGUCCACCAAGAAGGAAAAGAAGUAGAGAAGAUUAGGGAGUGGUAGAUGAAGAAGGAGGGGUGUAUAUAUGGAUAAGUUUAGGGUUAGGGAGGUCGACUCCAUCCUGUGGCAUCUGGAGGUUUGCUGGAAAUCUGUAACUAGUUGACUUAGACUUACAGUAUGUCGAAGUAAACACACCUCUAACACUUGGUUUCUGUAGCGAUUAGUGCGUGUUUACUGCACAAGUACUGUAAAAAUAAUUUUCAUGUUGAAGUUCCGAUUCCUUUCAAUUUCCCGAAUCUCGCAGAAUGUUUCAAACAGUGAAAAAGUUUUCAUAUUUUCAUUCUCACUUUUGCCAAGUUUAUGCAACACUAUAUUCCUGCAUAUAUCUAGCCAAUAAUGUAUUUAACAAUACUUUACCAUGAUCAUGUUAAACCGUUCCAUUGCACCUGGACGGAAAGCAGAAAUGUGUUAUGAUUAUUAUACCAAUCAUGUUUUUAUUGUUUAUACAAAGACACAAUGACCAUGCAUUUCUUUACAUGCCCAGUAUGCUGUUGCAAUGUUUGCUAAAUGUAUCAUUAUUACUUUCUUCAUACCUUUUUUUUUUUAUAAAGGAAUUUUGCUUAAGAUUGUCAUUACCUAAAAUACCACUAUGGACUUUUCCAAAUCCAUUGAUUAGUUUAUGAGAAGUGUUACCAUAUAAGUCAGUUGAUCUUUGCUGCAUGCUGGGUUUUUUUUUGUUUUGUUUUGCGCUAUAGAUAAUCUACACAUCACCUGACGCCUACAAAUCUACCAACUUCUCAUGGAUGUGACCUUUAAUGAAAGCCAGAUGUAUUUUCUUUCAAGUACUCUUAAGAAUGGAUUCUGAGCCAGAGUUUGGUUGUUUUCUUAGAACAAUUGUGACUCUUCUUGUCCGAGCCGUAAUGGGAGAGUUGAGAUACCAGUUUCCCUGUAAGUCCACAGUGGUGGCCGUAUCUUCUGUAGUAUUCAGUAUUUUUUCUGAUUAUCCUGAAGUGUUGAAGUUCUCUUUAUCAGUGCUGGUUGUAAUUACACGAGUUAGUAAUGAUACUCAUUACAGGCAUCUGCUGUUUUAAAAUAAUGCUGAAAUGUUUCUUAAACUGUCCGUCCGUGAUGAAGCCGCCCUGUAAUAACAAUUCAGAUCCACAGAGAUUGAGAUCUAGUGAUCUAGUGAGCUGCCUACUUAGACAGCAUUUUGAGGUGUCAUAGGCAUGCUCCAGACACUGUUCCAAAAGGUAGGUAGUUUAAUUAUAAAUCAUGCUGUCUUCUAAGACAUCAUCUUUUGGCCACAUUCAAGAGUUGAGAGAAGUUACCAUUACAAGAAUCUAAGUAUCAAUUUAAUUAGUAGGCAGCUCACUGGGUAUUAGAACAGAGCCAUAGACAAGAGGGAGAAAUGUGAGUUAGAACAAUCUUACACGUACUGAAUGUACAGGAAUGACGUUAACCGUUUUCACAUAGUACAAACCAAACGAUUAAGACCAGAGUCAGCUGUUUGCGCAGAUACCACUUUGGAAAUGAGGUGAAACUUCUUACUGAUAAUCCAUCCAAAUACAAAUUUGCAGCUGUGUUCGUACCCUUGUUGGCAUGACACUCUUUUGUAAAUAGCAAUCAUCCCUUAAAAACACAAAGAAAGCCUUUAUACCCAGCUCAAAGGAAUGGCUUACUACUGGAAUGUGUCACAUUAUUUUGCUUUUCAGAAAAAGAAAAAAAAAGACUAUAAAAACACAUUUGAAAUACUAAGUAUGUGUAGUUAUUAAGUAUAUGUGUAGUUAUUUAGUACAAUGAAGGCUAACUAACGCACCUGUAAAUAAAGAGUUUAACUUUUACUUACGGAAAUUAAUAGUGACACUCUUAGUCUAGAAGUUGUGAUGUUAUGCAUAUAUUUUUGUGUUCAUCCUUUCUCUUCUUUUCCUGUCUGACUUCUUUCUCUUUCCAUGAAAAGACAUAAUUUUGCGUAUAUCUGUUGUGCUUACAUGUGCGAAUGCUUCUUAAUGUCUAUAUGAAGAAUCUGAAUAGAUCUAUAUAUCUGUAUGUGUGUUCUGAUGCUAUAAUCCUGCUGUAACAUCUCUUAAAACGCUUUGAUUCCCUCCUCCUGUGUGCUACCCGCAUUUUAUAUGCUAAUAUUUAUAUUGCAGUUUUAUUUUUUCUCUUCUUGAACACUGACAUUUCAAAUUAAACGUUCUCAAACCAUUCA
Messenger RNA from Myxocyprinus asiaticus (Chinese sucker), 5249 nucleotides. Its product is annotated as protocadherin gamma-C5-like. Gene Ontology annotation, molecular function: calcium ion binding. Gene Ontology annotation, biological process: homophilic cell-cell adhesion. Lineage: Eukaryota; Metazoa; Chordata; Actinopteri; Cypriniformes; Catostomidae. The transcript is spliced from 4 exons. Gene Ontology annotation, cellular component: plasma membrane. The record is from RefSeq and is a predicted model, not a curated record. Bases 210 to 3083 code for a protein of 957 amino acids.